This is a messenger RNA of Quercus lobata, 1482 nucleotides long. Its product is annotated as UDP-glycosyltransferase 87A1-like. Gene Ontology annotation, molecular function: UDP-glycosyltransferase activity. The transcript has 2 exons. The record is from RefSeq and is a predicted model, not a curated record. NCBI's taxonomy places the organism in Eukaryota, Viridiplantae, Streptophyta, Magnoliopsida, Fagales, Fagaceae. The coding region runs from base 4 to 1392 and encodes 462 amino acids.
CUAAUGGCACAUCCUGUUUCGGACAUGAAUUCCAUCAAAGCUAAACCAACCACGCAGUGCCACGUGGUGGCCAUGCCUUCUCCAGGCCGUGGCCACAUCAACCCCAUGAUGAACCUCUGCAAGAUACUAGCUUCCAAAAACAGCAAUAUCCUCGUCACUUUCGUCGUCACCGAAGAAUGGCUUGGUUUCAUCGGCUCCGAUCCUAAGCCCGACAGCAUUCGCUUCGGCACCAUUCCUAACGUUGUCCCAUCAGAGCUAGUCCGCGCAGCUGACAUUUCCUCCUUCACCGAAGCUGUCAUGACGAAGUUGGAAGCUCCAUUUGUGCGGCUCCUUGAUCAGCUUGAGCCUCCGGUUACAGUUAUCAUGGCUGAUACUUUUCUUUUCUGGGCAGUUGGAGUUGGGAACCGAAGGAAUAUUCCAGUGGCAUCGUUUUGGCCCAUGUCGCCGUCCAUGUUCACCAUCAUCCAACAUGUGGAUCUUUUAGUCAAAAAUAGUCAUUUCCCAUCUGACUCAGCAAAAUUUGAGGAGCAUGUAGAUUACAUCCCUGGAAUUUCCUCCACACAACUAAUGAAUAUUCCUUUUGAUGGGAGAAACCAACAAACGACGAAAUGGAUUCUCGAAGCUUUUUCAUGGGUAAACAAAGCACAAUAUCUCUUAUUAACUUCCAUUUAUGAGUUCGAAUCCAAAGUAUUUGAUGUUCUAAAAGCAAAAUUCUCAUUCCCGGUAUAUGCUAUGGAUCAAAUUGUACCUAACUUUGAUUUUGGAGAAAACACAAACCAUAGUGACAACAACUAUCUACAUUGGUUAGACUACCAACCUAGAAGUUCCGUUUUAUAUAUUUCAAUGGGAAGUUUUCUUUCAUUUUCUAGUGCCCAAAUGGAUGAAAUUGCAAUUGGUUUGUGUGAUAGUGGUGUCAGAUUCUUUUGGGUGGCACGUGACGAGACUAGCAGAUUGAAAGAUGUUUGUGGUCAUAGAGGAUUAGUAGUGCCUUGGUGCGAUCAAUUGAUGGUCUUAUCUCAUUCUUCUAUAGGGGGCUUUUGGUCACACUGUGGGUGGAGUUCCACUCGAGAAGGAAUGUUAUGUGGUCUUCCUUUUCUUACCUUUCCCAUAAUCUUUGAUCAAAUUCUAAAUAGUAAGUUAAUUGUCGAAGAUUGGAAAAUUGGGUGGAGGGUGAAGCAAGAUGUGGGAAUGAACAAUUUGGUGUCAAGAGUGGAAAUUUCAAGGCUAGUGCAGAAAUUUAUGAAUUUUGAAAAUGAUGAAGUGAAAGAAAUUAGGACAAGAGCAAGUGAAUUUCAACAGAUUUGUCAACGUGCAAUUGCAAAAGGAGGAUCAUCUGAAACCAACAUCAAUGCCUUCAUCCAAGACCUUUCACAUAGCAUGGUUAUUGAGUAGAAAGUAACUUUUUUGUUCGGCAUGACCAAAAAAUGUCAUGCCUUCUUUGCAGUUAUUUACGAAGUUUCAAGACCUUAACCUUGAUAACAU